AGUAGAAAUUUAUAAUGGAUUCCUCCUUUCCUUUUACCUAGAUUUAGAAUUAUCUUCCAUUAUAAUCCAAAGUUUCACUAUUGAAGAUGGAAUAUGCUCUUGAGCUAAGGAGAACAACAAGUGGAUCUCAAAUUAAAGGUUCCAGCUCAUCACCUCAGUCCUUGUUUCAUGAGGAAAGGGGACACUACAUGGGUAUUUCACAAGAAAACAAGGUACGCUUUAGAUUAUUUUUUAUUUUAUUUUUCUGAAAAAUGUAUAGUUUUGUUUAAUCUAGGGUUUAUUUUUAUCUUUAACUAUUUGUUGUUGAAUCGAAGAACGGCAAGUGGGGUUAGAGGCUCUUUAUCAAUGUGGGAGUUGGACCUUUCUUAAUAGAUAUGGUCAGGAUUUAUUAUUUUAAGACUCUUUGAAUUGUGGCUGCUUUAUGAUUUUUCUUCUACUUUAAUUUGUGUUUAUAGGGAAUAUCGUCACAAUUUGAAAUUUUUUUAAGCGUAGUACUAGCUGAAGAAGUUCAGGGUGAUAGUGUUCUGAGUUUAAGGGAUGAUGUAGUAGAGGUUGUCCAAGAUAAUAUGGUGGGUGAGGUAGAAAAUGAUAAUUUCAAUGAUCCUGAUUAUAACUUGGAGGAAGAUGAUGAAGAUUAUCAUGAUGUUGUUACUGAGCGUCGUCAUAUAAAGGUGAAAGGUAGACCUAAAAAAAAUAUUGAUAGUCGGAUGAUUGGUGUUGGACCAUCCACUACUGGAAUUUUAAUUCCGCAAGUGAAUCAAAAUGCAGAAUCAGAUUAUGACGAUUCUGAUGAGUUGUUGGAGGGGGGUACUGAUUCACAAGACGAGGUAGAAUAUAAAAAGUAUGAUGCAGAAAAUGACAACCCUAUUUUAGAAGUAGGGAUGAAGUUUGCCAGCUUUGAACAGUUUAAGGAGGUUUGUAUGAACUGGGGGAUCAAACAUAUGAGGCAAAUACAUUUCGCCACCAAUGAUAAAAGAAGAUGUAUUUGUAAAUGCAAGCAAUCUGGGUGUCCAUUUCAUGUUUUUGCUAGCCCAAUAAGUAAGUUUGAUCCUACCAUUCAAAUCAAAACCUUGAAUAUAAAUUAUACAGGUCCUACAGUAUCUAACAAUUUUCAUUUGACACAUCAAUGGAUUGCAAGAAAGUAUUUUAAUAUUUUUAGAAUUGAUCUAACUUGGAGUGUUAAGGGAAUAAUUGCAAUAGUGUAGAAGGAUCUUGGCUACACAAUAGAAUAUAUGAAGGCAUGGAGGGCCAAACGACAAGCUUUGAAAUGGGUUUAUGGAGAUGAGGGUGCACAAUAUGAAAAAUUGUUAAGGUAUAGGGCUGAUUUGCUGAAUACAAAUCCAGGCUCUAAUGUAGAAAUUUGGAGAGAUGAAAGUAAAUUUAAGGGAUUUUAUGUAUGUCUUGCUCCUUUGAAAAAAGCUUUUAAGUCUGGGUGUAGGCCAUUAAUAAGCCUAGAUGGUUGUUGGCUUAAGGGCACAUAUGGAGGCAAUUUGUUAGCUGCUGUUGCAAUUGAUCCUAAUGAUUGCAUCUUUCCUGUUGCAUAUGCUGUGAUCGCUGAUGCUGAAAGUAAAGAGACUUGGAGUUGGUUUUUAACCAAUCUUGGAUAUGAUUUAGAGAUAACGAAUAGUCACCACAUCGCAUUCAUGUCUGACAGACAAAAGGGAUUGAUUGGGGCUGUUAAGGAUUUAUUUUCGGAAGCAGAACAUAGAAAUUGUGUCAGACACAUGUAUCAAAAUUUUAGAAAAAAACAUAAAGGCAAGGCACUAAAGGACCUAGUAUGGAAUGCAGCAAGAGCAAGUAAUGAAGUGAGAUUUAGGAUAUGUAUGGAACGACUCGAGCAAGAGGAUAGAGAGGCUAGAAAAUGGUUUGAUCAUUCUGAAAGGCCAUUCCAAACCUAGACUAGAGCAUUGUUCAAGACACAUAGCAGAUGUGACAUGCUCUUGAAUAAUCUUUGCGAAAGUUUCAAUAGGUACAUUCUUGAUGCAAGAGACAAAGCUAUUAUAACUCUAUUGGAAAUGAUAAAGAAUAAGCUUAUGAAGAGGUUGUAUAAGAAGAAGGAAUGGAUUAACAAGUAUCAAGGUCUUAUCUGUCCAAAAAUUGAAAAAAAAUUGAACCAAAUAAGACUUGAGGCAGCUUUGUUUAGACCAAAUUUUUCUGGUGGACCCAAGGUGUCAGUUGAGGGUCCAGGAGGGCCAUUUAUUGUGGAUAUGCAAAAAGAAAGUUGUACGUGUAGAAGAUGGGAUUUAACAUGUUUGCCUUGUCCUUAUGCUUUGGUUAGUAUUCAUGGAAAUGGUGAUAGAGUUGAAGAUUACGUGAAUGUAUACUACAAAGUUGAAACUUUCAAAAAUGUGUACUCACAUUUCAUUAAUCCAAUCAAUCCCGAGGAUCAUUGGCCAGAAGUUAUGAAUGGUGGUGAGGUUCUUCCUCCUAAGAUAGUAAGAAAGAAGAGAGAGAGGAAGCCUAAAUUAAGACGAAAGGAAGCUGAAGAGCUACAAAAACAGAAACAAGCUGAAGCGCAAAGACAAUCGAAAAGUAGGUCAGCCAAAAGGGGUGAAGAACUGGCUCCAAAAAAGAAAUCAAAAAAAGGCACUAUUCAUAUAAAAUGUUCUAUAUGCAACAAAGAUGGACAUAAUGCAAGAGGCCACUAUAAGUAUGUCAAUAUUGUUGUGCCAGAAACAAGACAACCUUUUGAAACUCAAGACUUGGUGUCUGAAUAUGUCUCGUGGGGAUACUCUAACCAAUUUAACCAUGACACGUGUGAUAAUUCUCAAUUGGAGGUCAAUUUAGCAAAUCAAUCUAUAACUCAGGUGCUGAUUGUGUGCGAGGAGCUUGGUGUGCUCAAGAUGAAAUUGUUGAUUGUGUGCGAGAAACUCGGUGUACUCAAGAUGAAAGUAAUGACUGUGUGCGAGGAAUUCGGUGUGCUCAAGAUGAAACUGCUGAUUGUGUGCGAGGAGAUCGGUGUGCUCAAGAUGAAAGUGUUGAUUGUGUGCGAGGAGCUCGGCGUGCUCAAGAUGAAAGUGCUAAUUAUGUGCGAGGAGAUCAAUGUGCUCAAGAUGAAAGUGCGCAUGCAGGCUUAUCAAAAAAAGGCUGAAUUUACAAGAAAAAUGUCAUGA
Molecule: messenger RNA, 3113 nt
Organism: Solanum stenotomum
Lineage: Eukaryota; Viridiplantae; Streptophyta; Magnoliopsida; Solanales; Solanaceae
Exons: 4
Coding region: 1935-3113 (392 amino acids)
Source: RefSeq, a predicted model, not a curated record